UUGUAAUCUCUUAAACUUACAAACUUUGAAACUCAAUGGGUAUUCUAAGCUUGAAAGUUUACCGAGAAAUAUGAAAAACCUUAUUAGUCUACGGCAUCUUUAUUUGGAGAAAUGUAAGGGAUUAAAAUAUAUGCCUAGAGGGAUGGGGCAAUUGAAACAUCUGAAGACAUUAAGCUUGUUUGUAAUAAGCAACAAGGGAAGAAACUGCCAACUAGAUGAAUUAAAAGAAUUGGAUAUCCGCGGAUCUUUGAAAAUUAAGAACCUGGGAAGAGUUAGUGACGCAUCUAUGGAAAGAGGGAUAAGUAUGGCUAAAAAGACGAGUAUCAAUGAAUUGAAGUUGAAAUGGAGAUCUAUAGUUGAAGAUGAUGAAGUUGAUAAUAAUGAGAGCAAGAGUACUAGAGAUGAGAAAAUUGGUGAAGCUCUAGAGGUUUCAACUGCAAAGCUGAAGAUAUUGAAAAUGAUUGGUUACAAAGGUGUAAAUCUCCCUAAAUGGGUAGGAAAAUCAUAUCCUUCUCUAACACGCCUUGAGCUUAGUACUACUAUUGCUAGUAGCAGCGUUGACAAUGAAAUGAUUGUACUAUUCCCUUUGUUAGAGAAACUUGUUAUUAAAGAAAUGAAGAAUUUGAGGGAAUUGGUGUCUCCUACUAUUCCUAGUGCCAGAGCAUUCCCUAAUCUAUCCAGGUUGGUUAUACAUGAUUGUCCAAAGCUAGGGGCCUUGCCACCUCAUCUCAAAUCACUCAAACGUGUAAAUGUUAAGGGUGAAUGUUCGGAUGAAUUGUUAUAUAGCAUCUGGAAUCUUAAUGGUACUCUCACUCAUCUGAAACUUAGUGGAUUGAAUAAUGAUGUGGAGCAUGGAAUAUUCAGCGUCAACAACAACAUGAAUGGAAUUGAAGUAGUGUUAUUCCCUUUGUUAAAGAUACUUAGUAUUGGUAACAUGAAGAAUUUGAGGGAAUUGGUGUCUCCUACUAUUCCUAGUGUCGGAGCAUUCCCUAAUUUGAGGGAAUUGAGUAUAUUUGAUUGUCCAAAGCUAGGGGCCUUGCCACCGCAUCUCAAAUCACUCAAAGAGGUAUAUAUUUGGGGUGAAUGUUCGGAUGAAUUGUUAUAUAGCAUCUCAAAUCUCAGUGCUCUCACUUGUCUCUCUCUUGGUUUUAUGAAUGAAAGAAGUGUUUUAUUUGGAGCUGGUUAUAUGGCAUUAAUGUUAGAUGAUGAAGCACAAUUAGGAGGAGUAGGACGCUCAACUUUCCAAUCUCUUCAAACUCUGUAUAUUCGUGGCUGCAAGAAGUUAAGGCGUUUGUUUGAUGAGAGAAUGAUAUCAAAGAUUAGUGGCUGCCAGAACAAACACUUCAUCAACUCUCUCACGGAAUUGAGUAUCUGGUAUUGCACGGAGUUGAUGAUAUCAGUUGAGGAAUUUGUUGGAAACCUCAAUAUUAAUAAUAAUUCACUACAGAUAUUGAGGAUUGUAAAAUGUCCAAAGUUGGUGUCUUCAGAAGAAGCGGACGAUGUUAUCGCACUCCUGCGUUCCCUUCGAACCAGACUUAAAGUCUUCAGAGUAGAUAAUCUAUUGGAAGUGGAAUAGAAGAGUGAAUUAGAAGUGAUAACCUAAUUAAAGGAGGAGUAGAAGACUCAACAAACAAGGAGCUGAAAUUAUUGAGUCUAGAGUUGGGCCAAAGUUAAAAUGGCGGGCACCAAAUCUAUCUGAUAUUCCUAUCCUUCAUUCAGCGCGAACAAGUAGAUUUGGAUUUGGAAGGAGAUUUUUGAGUCAUCUCGAAUCCUAAGGUAAGAAUGAAGAAAGAGAGAAGAUUACUCUUCCUUUCAUUCGCCGUGGUUAUGGUUUUCGGUGUCCGCCGUCUACUUCAGGCUCUGGUCUGUUCAUUACUGAAUUUCUGACUUGAGACGAAUGUACGACCAGGAACUAGAAAGGGCUUCUAUGUGCAUCAAGGAUUUAAACAAUAUGAAAAAGAGGAUGAUGGAGGAAAAUGGUGCAAAUAAAUAACUACUUGAACAAGAGGCUGGAAUUGCUUCAGAAGGAGAACAUGGAUCUGUUGGAAAGGGUUGAAACACUGAAGCAAGAACUCGAAUGGGAGAAGCUUAAAUGCAACUAAACAAAUCAUUAAAGGCUUGUACACAAAAUUCCUUCUUUUUUUAACCCUAGAACAAAGGCGAGAUGAUUCAUUCGAACCCUAGUUAUGUUGUGUUUUCUUUUGUUGAAUAACAAUUUAAUUUUUCUAAAGCUUGAGAAAACUUCGAUAGUUUCCUUAGAAACACAUUUUUUGUUUUGAAAUAUAACAUGUAUUCAUAAAUUUGUUGACAUUUUCUUGUCCAAACCCGAAAGUGUGUUACUAAAUUGUAUGCUCGAAUGAGCUCAGAUUAACAUGGAGCUGGAAGUUCUUUUCAUGAUCAGACUUUGCUC
Molecule: messenger RNA, 2410 nt
Organism: Impatiens glandulifera
Lineage: Eukaryota; Viridiplantae; Streptophyta; Magnoliopsida; Ericales; Balsaminaceae
Product: disease resistance protein RGA2-like
Exons: 5
Coding region: 71-1576 (501 amino acids)
Source: RefSeq, a predicted model, not a curated record